Molecule: messenger RNA, 5116 nt
Organism: Globicephala melas (long-finned pilot whale)
Lineage: Eukaryota; Metazoa; Chordata; Mammalia; Artiodactyla; Delphinidae
Gene: ABHD1
Product: abhydrolase domain containing 1
Biological process (GO): medium-chain fatty acid biosynthetic process; medium-chain fatty acid catabolic process
Molecular function (GO): acetylesterase activity; monoacylglycerol lipase activity
Source: RefSeq, a predicted model, not a curated record
GCCGCCGCGCCUCGGCUCCCGCCGCCCGGCCCUCCCCCGGGCCGCUCCACGUGGCUGCUCCACGUAGCCCUCCCGGCUGCGGCCGCCGCCCUGGCCCGGGCAGAGUCCGGAGCGCCAGCGCCGUGGCCUGGGUCUCCGCCUCGCCGCGCCUGGCCCGCAGACCCCGGCCCUCUGCGGCCCGCACCGGGCGAGGGAGAGCGUGUGCGUGAGUGUGUGCGUACAGACAACUAGAGAGAGAGAGGCAAAGAGACAGAUGAUGAAGCUGGUGCGUAACGAGAAGCACGUUUAACUGGGCGCUCACUCCCUGCUGGGACCCAGAUGUGUGUGACAAGAUAGAAUGUGACUUACUGUUAGCCUGUGAUUGUGACUGGUGUAUGUGGCUGCGUGGAUGAGAGACCUGUGACACGGUAGGGGGUGUUUCGUGUGGCUGUGUAUCCAGUAUGGCAGCACUUGAGAGAGUAUGGCCAAUGCGGGACUGUCCGGGUGUGUGACCGUACAGGAUGUGAGUGGUGUGUCUGUUAGGGUAUCUGGCUGAACUCCUCCUGAGUUGUGAUGCUCAAGUGACACCCGUGACUGUCGGUUUCCGGUGAAGGUAUCACUGUGUGACUGUGACUGCACAUCACUGAGAAGUGGCUCCAUCUGAGCCAUGGUGGGGGAGGGGGGACUGGGAAAGUAUCAGCUUAAGGGUGACAGUGGCAGCCGUUUGCCAGCACAGCGUUGCAGUGUGUGGCUAUAGCUUUGUGGUCAAAACGCAGUGUCACCAGUCUUCUCAGAGCAGCCAGUUCCUCCACCCAGGCUUCAGACUACUUCCUCACCCACUGGCUCAAAGACUUAGUUCUUUGAGUGCACGACUUCUUAUCUCUCUGGAAUCUUCAACUUCUCCCUCCCCAUCAGCUCCUUCCCAUCAGCAUCCAUCCACAACAACAAACUGACUCUCAUCAAAGUCACCCUGUCCUCCUUCCUGUGGUGGGCAGGUGGAUACUGCUGGACACUACCUCCUUGGGUCAUGGUAUCAUUGGUUUCGGCAAUACCAUUCCUCUCUCUUUAGUCAUUUUUUCUUAGUUUCUUCCUGUGUCGGAGUUCCUCUGGGCUCUCUCCUCAUGCCCCAUCUGCUCAUGUGUUCUUCCAUUCACGUAGCUUCCAUCACUAUCUCUUAUGGGUUGAACUGUGUCCCUCAAAAAUUCAUAUGUUGAAGUCCUAACCCCCCAAUACCUCAGAAUGUGACUUUAUUUGGAAAUAGGGUAGUUGCAGAUAUAAUUAGUGAAGAUGAGGUCAUACUGGCGUAGAACCUAAUCCGAUAUGACUGGUGUUCAUAUAAAAAGGGGAAUUUGGAGACACACACACACACACACACACACACACACACACAAGGAGAACAGCAUGUGAAGAUGCGGCAGAGAUUGGAGUGAAGCUUCUACAUACCAAGGAAUGCUGAAGAUUUUCAGCAAACCACCAGAAGCUAGAAGAGAUGUACGGAACAAGUUCUUCCUCACUGCUCUCAGAUGGUACCAAUCCUGCUGACACCUUGAUCUUGGACUUCCAGUUUCCAGAACUGUGAAACAAUAAAUUUCUGUUGUUCAGGACAACCAGUUUGCAGCACUUUGUUAUGGCAACCCUGCAAGCUAAUAUAUCAUCUAAAUGCUGAUAACUACCAUAUCUCAAAUUCCAAUCUCUGAGCCCCAGGCCACUUCAGGAACUGAACAGCCUACUGAUUUGUGCCGGAUCUUAAUUUUUAAAGGUGACUGAGUGACAACACAGAGAGGUCAAUGCCACUGAAAGAAGAGUUUAAUGUUACAGUUCCCUCAGGAAGAAGAGGCACAGCUCACCACACAGGACCACAGAGGGAAGCACCAGUGUAGGUCAGAAGGCAGAAAGGAGCAAGGGGAAGGCAGAGGCCACAGCUUUUAUUAAACUAGAAAAGCAAGACGAGGCAGGUUAAACAGUUUAGGGUUGGCUAGUUUUAAUAACUUCAGAGAGCUUUGGGGCAUAGGGGCUGUCGCUAGUUGACUGGUCCCUGGUCCUGGGUUUAUCUAGGAAAGGGAAAAUAUUGGUUUGGUGUGUGAGAGUUGGAUAAAGGAAGUGGUUCAGAGUAGGGCCUCUGGAUUGCAGGGGAGACGUGAACAACUUUGGCUGUUAGUUUGGUCCUGUGAUUAAUGGAUGCCAAAGAGACAAAUUCAGAAUCUAAGAAAACACAAUUAGAACACCUACCAGCACCCCAGACGUGUCUGAAUCAGAAUGCAUCAUCUUCCUCCUCAAAACUUCCCCUCCCCCCGCUUCUCUAUCCCAAUGUUACCACCAUGCAUCCCUGAAUCUAUGCAGUCAGAAAACGGGGUCGUCCAUGAUUCCUCCUUCUUCCCCCACCUCCAACCUACUACCAAGUCCUAUCAGUUCUGCCUCCUAUCUUAAAGAUCUUCACUCCUCUCCUGAGCCUUCCCCCAGUCCAGGCAGCCCUGGUCCACGCCAAAUUUCUGUUAACAGCCUCCUAAUUAGCCUGCUUUUCAUCCCCCUCCAAUCCAUUCUCAAAGUAGCCUGAAUGAUUCUUCUGAAAUAUAACUCUGAUCAUGUCGCCCACCCCUUCUUAAAACUCUGAUGGCUUUCCUCCACCCUUAGGAUAAAGCCUAACAUCCUUUAUGCAGCUGCCCACAACCUGAUUCCUGACCAUCUCACAUGCUCCAGCAACACCAAAUUUCUUUUGGUUCCUUUAAGAAGUCUCUCACAUCCAGGCUUUUGCUUGUGCUCUCCCCUCUCCUGGAACAAUUACUCUCUCCCCUCCUCCACCUUGUCUUGGAAACUACUACUUAUUUUUUGAUUUCGCCUUAAAUGUAUUGUCAUUUAAUAUCUGGGUGUGCUUUCUCUGAUCCAUGGAGUCUGGGCACCCUCCCCGGGGCUCCCACUGCAGCUAGUACUUCCCUUAUCUACCACCAUGCUCUGUUGCAGGGGUUCAACCCUGAUUACACAUUUGAGUCUUCCAGAGAGAUUUAAAGUUGUUAUUAAUACUUAGGCUCCUCUCUAGACCAACCAUAACAGCGGGCAGGGCCUGGGCGCCGCUAGUUUUAGAAACUCACAGAUAAUUCCAAUCUUCAGUCAAGGUUGAGUCAUUGCUCUAGUAGAUUACUUACUUGUUUCCAUAUCCCAAUGAAGACAGGAACAGCAUCCCAAGUGCCUGGUACACAGUGGGUGAUGAGUAAGUAUCUAUUGUACUUGUGACAGGGAUUGUAUGAGGCAGCGUAGAGUGACACUGGACGAGUGGCUUUAACCCAUGUGUGUGUGACUCUGUGCGGAAUGGCACUCACUCAAGUAGCUGAAACUUGACUACGUGACACUGUGGCGUGUCGGUGUGAAUGAUCGUGUCCAGUGUGUGAGGGCCACUGUCAGUGACUGAACACUACGGGAGUGGAGUGGUGUGACCACGUCAGUGGCUGUGCCCUGUGUGUGACUGACUGAGAGGCUGGGGGGCUCUGGCCAGGCUGUCAGACUCGCCGCUCCGGGGCAGGGUUUGAGGAAGACGGAGCUGGAGCUGCCUCUCAAGAUGGCGGCUGCGGGGAAGGCCGCUAGUCCUUACGAGAGGCCGCAGGGCCGGUGAUCGCGAAGCGGAGGCAGGAGCCGUAGAGGCCGUUCGCAAGACACUGGGGUCAGCUCCGCGCAGACUGCCCAGGCGCGGUACACACACCCGCUCGACGUCCUAGCACCGCCCUAGCACCGCCCUCGCCACGCCCGCCGCCGGGAGCACGGGCGGUGGGCGGGGCCUGGGUCCCCGAAUCGCCGGGCAGUGCGGGCGGAACCCGCACAGGCUGUCCAAUGGCGUGUAAUGGGCGGGGCCCAGCGCGCACCUGAAGGCCCACUAAUCGAAGCUCAGGUGUCAGAGCCGGUCAAGAACUUGGGAGUGGAGACUCAGCAACGCGAGAGGCUGAGCUCCUCCCUGGGCCCCCAAGAUGACACCUGGACAGAAUCAUUCUCUCUGCUUUUGGGACUAGGCGGUGCCCUCUACUUGGGCUACUACUGGGCAUGGGUGGCCCCGAGGCCACAACUGGUGACUGGGUCCCAGUUUCUGGCCUUCCUGGAGCGACACUGUCCAGUCACUGUGGAGACUUUCUACCCUACGCUCUGGUGUUUUGAGGGGCGGCUACAAACCAUCUUCAGAGUCUUACUGCAGUCUCCGCCUGUAGCCCCUUACUCAAGGGAAGUUCUCGAAACCCCGGAUAGCGGACAGCUCCUCCUAGACUGGGAGCAGCCUAACAGCAGUCAAUAUCCUGACCCUACCACCCAGCCAUUGUUAUUGCUGCUUCCUGGUAUCACGGGCAGUUGUUAGGAGACAUAUAUCUUGCUAGUUGACCAAGCUUUGGAGGAUGGCUAUAGGGCUAUCGUAUUUAAUAACCUUCCUCGUAGUGGCCCUUCACCCCGCUCCCACAGGGCCCUCUGUGCCAGCAACACUGAAGAUCUGGAGACAGUCGUGAACCACAUAAAGAGCCGCUACUUCCAAGCUCCACUGCUGGCUGUGGGCAUCUCUCUCAGAGGGUCAAGGCUGCCUCUGAACCACCUGGCUCGAAUGGGACGGGCUGCGGGGUUGGUGGCAGCACUGACUCUACCUGCAUGCUGGGAUACCUCUGAGACCCGCUCCCUGGAGACCCCACUGAACUCACUGCUCUUCAGUCAGCACCUCACUGCUGGGCUCUGCCGAGCUGGGAACCGAAACAGAAAGGUGAUGGAAAAGGUGGUGAAUGUAGACUUUGUGCUACAGGCCCACACAAUCCACCACUUUGAUGAGCGCUACACAACUGUGGUCUUCGGACAUCAAGACUGUGCUGCCUAUUACCGAGCAGCAAGCCCAAGAACCAAGGCAGAUGCCAUCCAGCUCCCUGUGCUCUGCCUCAAUGCAGCUGAUGACCCCUUCUCCCCGGUCCACACCCUUCCCCUACAGGCUGCCCAACAUUCUCCCCACGUUGCACUGCUCGUCACAGCUCGGGGUGGCCACAUCGGCUUCCCGGAAGGACUGCUUCCCUGGCAGCACUGCUACGUGAGCCGCCUCAUGCAUCCGUAUGCCAAAGCCAUCUUCCAGCACCCAGCAGAGCUGCUCAGCCUCAGGGCACCCACUCCUCCUGAGGGAGGCAAAAGCUGA